AUGUGAUAAUGAACAGAUGAGUGCAUUCAGCUGUGUGUGAGGACAGAAAUGUUUAAAAGAGGAAGUAAAGCAUGGAGUGUGUGUGUUUGUGAGGUGUAGAGAGAGAGGGUGAACAGGAAGGCUGUGGCAAGAGACAAGCUGAUGAUGGCUUCUCAGAUGAUCUCCAUCCUCUUUAUCACACUUCCUGUUGUCCUUUGCUCCCCUCCUUCACUUAGUGGCCUGGAAGCUGAAGGCAUGAAUCGAUCAUCCAUCCGGUUCUUGGUGGUUGGAGACUGGGGUGGUUUGCCCAAUGCACCCUUCGUCACACCUAUUGAGUGGGCGACGGCACGGGAAAUGGGCCGAACUGCUGAGCAGCUUGGAGCUGACUUUGUUUUAGCCCUUGGAGAUAACUUUUAUUAUAGAGGAGUGAAGAGUGUGGACGAUCCCAGGUUUCAGGAGACAUUUGAGAAUGUCUACACUGCUAAAUCUCUAAAUAUUCCAUGGUAUGUUGUUGCUGGCAACCACGACCAUGCAGGAAACGUUCGUGCCCAGAUCCAGUACAGCAAAAUGUCCCAACGAUGGAAUUUCCCAUAUUAUUACUAUGAACUCAACUUCGACAUCCCGCACACCGCUGCCACUCUGCAGGUGCUAAUGUUGGACACGGUGCUUCUUUGUGGAAACACGGAUGACUUCCAGGAUGGAAAGCCAAGUGGACCAGUGAGCAGUGUGUUGGCCAACCGCCAGCUGCUGUGGCUGCAGGAACGCAUGCACCACUCCACAGCUGACUUCCUGCUUGUGGCAGGUCAUUAUCCCGUCUGGUCAGUGUCCAAACAUGGGCCCACUGACUGCCUGCUGAGAAGGCUUCGCCCCCUAUUGGUGAAGUACAAAGCCACAGCCUACCUGUGUGGACAUGAUCAUAACCUGCAGUACUUCAAGGAGUCCAGUGUUGGUUAUGUUGUGAGCGGUGCAGGAAACUUCAUUGAUCCAGACAUGCGGCACCGAAACUCUGUUCCUCGAGACUCUCUGAAGUUCUUCACAGGAAAAUCGUCUACACUUGGUGGCUUUGCUCACAUGGAGGUUACUGAUAAAAAACUGACUGUAACCUUCAUCCAAGCAAGAGGAACCUCACUGUAUCGCACUGUGCUGCCUAAACGCAAUUUGUAAUUCAAAUGUUUUAAAAGAAUUUUAGUGCAUGCUUGUAAUUGACUCCAAUGUAAUAAUUUUAAAUGUUUUAGAGCUUUAAAGGCUUUCUAGUGUGUAGGUUUUGUGUUGAAAAUUAAAUGUUUUAAAUGCAAUUAAAUGAGCUUUUGAAUUUAAAAGCAAAGUGAUGUGGGGUUGCUUAUUCCUGCCCCCCCCCCCCCCCCCCCCAAAACAUAAUCCCCAGGGCCAGAUUUGACCUGUAGUGACUGGCUGUGCAGUCAAAAUGUCUGGGUAGGUGUCUUUUGCAACCAUGCUUAGGAAUGAAUUGUAUCCAAAGGAGCAGGCUUUUUGCUGUAAGUUUUAAAUU
This is a messenger RNA of Pangasianodon hypophthalmus (striped catfish), 1486 nucleotides long. It is a transcript of the gene acp5a, whose product is annotated as acid phosphatase 5a, tartrate resistant. The coding region runs from base 142 to 1143 and encodes 333 amino acids. The transcript has 6 exons. Gene Ontology annotation, biological process: bone resorption. The record is from RefSeq and is a predicted model, not a curated record. Gene Ontology annotation, molecular function: ferrous iron binding; acid phosphatase activity; ferric iron binding. NCBI's taxonomy places the organism in Eukaryota, Metazoa, Chordata, Actinopteri, Siluriformes, Pangasiidae.